AUGUUUGACGAGGACACUGAACUUCAGGAAACUCACUUGGAUGAUAUAAGAAAUAAUGAGAUGAGCAACAGGGUUAUUCCCUUCCUCAAGAAGGGGAUGAUAAAUUGCUCCGAGAUCAUCAAAGGAUGCCUUCUGAAUGGGAAGUCUUAUGAUUGCACUACAUUGUUCAAAGAACAUUUUUCUGAAUGGGGAAGUACCUGUAUUUUCAACGGGAUUCCUGCAAAGGCCACACGGCGAUAUGAUACAAUUCAAUCUGAGCUAGGAGGAAGUACAAAAGAAGAAAUUGAAGAGUGGGAGAAAGCCGACUUGGACGAAUAUGUCAUAAAUGCUAGGAAACAGAAGCCAAGGAAGAAACGUCCGGCGGUACCUUGGAGACAAUUGGCCCCUGGUAAAUCGUCUGGAUUGACAUUUGCCAUAAAGGAAGAGCUGGAGGAUAAAGCUUGCGUCCACAGUGACGACACUGGGUUCAUGAUAAAUAUGUACAUCCAACAUUUGGCGGUAAAUAAUCCAAGAGAUGAGCCACAAAUUGAACGAUUUGGGACAUCAUUGCCAUAUGGAAGAGAAAUAUAUGUUUCUCUAUACCCUGAAAUCCUUUUGGCUGAGGAAGAUGCCAAAGAUAUUGGCAUGGAGAGACGAGGGUGCUACUUCAGCGAUGACGGCGGCGAUGCUUAUUUGGAGUUUUAUAAAAAGUAUUCCCGACAGAACUGCUUGGAGGAAUGCUUCGCUAAGAAAGUUUACGAAAAAUGCGAAUGUGCUAAAGUUUCUUCCCCAGGAUUCCCUGGCAGGAAGUUGUGUUCGCUUCCAGAUGUGAAUAGCUGCAUCAGAGUGGAAGAAGAGCAAAUGUACAACGAGGGCUUGAAAACAGCGUGCCCAAAAUGCCGUCCGAACUGUCGAGACACAAAAUAUAGAACAUCGGUGACCUGGAGCCGAAUGACAGAUACCCAAAUGAAUCGCUAUAGAAAAAUGUACUAUGGCCCAAGUUACACGUACGUCAGGGGCAAUAAGAACAUUACCAUAUCGGUCGUCAACGUCUACUUUGUAGUGGAUUCGGUACACCCAAUCCGAAGGAGUGCAAGAUAUAGUACCUUCGAAGAAGUUGUUCAUUGGAACCCAUCGAUUCCUGAGUUCUUGAGGCGACGUAAUAACAGAGUUGCUCCUGAGGAAAUUGAAUUGCCAACAAUCCAGCCACAAGAGCGACGACCCGUCCAAAGGUCAGCAUUAUCACGCCCACCUCCAUUCCAUCCAAUGGAAAAUUUACCCGGAUUUACACCGUAA
Molecule: messenger RNA, 1275 nt
Organism: Folsomia candida
Lineage: Eukaryota; Metazoa; Arthropoda; Collembola; Entomobryomorpha; Isotomidae
Product: pickpocket protein 28
Exons: 9
Coding region: 1-1275 (424 amino acids)
Biological process (GO): sodium ion transmembrane transport
Cellular component (GO): membrane
Molecular function (GO): ligand-gated sodium channel activity
Source: RefSeq, a predicted model, not a curated record